UCUCUUUGAGAUUUACCGAUGGGUUCGUUUCCGGUAAUCCAGGAAAUCGGUGCUCUCUUGUUUUCCUCCGUUUUUCGGUAGCUGCUAACGGAGCUAGCUACUAGACAAGAAAGAAAAGCCCCUUAGCAGAGAACAAAAAAGAUCGAGACAGGAUGAGGAAGAGGACCAGAGAGCAUGAAGAUGGGUCACCUGACUCUGACCAGCCAAUCAAGAUGUUCUCCAAGUAUGAGGUACAGGGUCUGCUCCAGCAGGAGGUGCAUAGUGCCAUGAAACAGUCUGAAUCCAAGAUGGCGUCUCUACUAGAGAGGGUCCAGUUACUGGAAUGUGAACCGAAAUACGACCUGGCCAUACACAGACUGGAGGCUCACAUAAAGAAGGUUAAGAGGAGGGGAGAUGCAGCCAUCUCUUAUGUCAGGAUGCUACGACCUCCAGGAGUUAAACACAAUCAGAGGAUGCUGGGUUCUGGUCUUGUGGACCUGACUGAGACCGAGACUGAGAGUGGACUGGGUACUGUGGACAUCAGCAGUCAUUUUGUCAACCUCAUCAUGGAAAAGACACGGAGAAAUGCAUAUGAUGCAGCUUUCAAGUUGAAGGCGAUUGAUCUGGCCGUUGGGAAAGGAAACAGAGAUGCUGCACAGGAGCUUGGUCUUAAUGAGUCGAUGAUAAGACGUUGGAAACAGCAGCGUGAGGAAUUGACUCAGUGCAAAAAGACAACUAAAGCUUUCAGAGGGAGGAAAAGCAGAUGGCCCGAACUUGAAAAUGAGCUGGAAGACUGGGUCGACACACGGAGAGCAGACGGCCGAGGUGUUUCUACUGCGCAGAUCCGACUGAAAGCCAAAACAAUCGCCACCGCAAUGAAGUUUGAGGAUUUUAGAGGCGGACCAUCGUGGUGUCUCAGAUUUCUGAGACGUAAAGGCCUGUCCAUCAGGGUACAGACGAGUCUGUGUCAGCAGCUCCCUCCCGACUACGAGGAAAACGUUUCAAACUUCCGCAAAUUACGGUCAGAUUCUGAUGAGGAGGACUCAGCUGAGAAGAAGAGGAAGGUUGUAGAUGGUUUCUGGCAGAAAAUGAUGUCCAAUAAAAAGGCCCCAGACAGGAAGAGGGAAAAAGAGAGGAAUGGAAAGAAACAAAACAUCCCUCUUCCUCCUCCUACCACUCCGCCUCCGCCUCUUUCUCCUCUUCCUCCCGUUCUCUCUCCUCAAGUCCUGAAGGUAGAGGCUUCUGUAGUACCAGUGACCAGACCACCAGUCACGUCUCCAGAUGGUCCAGUUAAAACGGAGGGCACGGUGAAGAUGGAAACCACGGUUAAGACAGAGGAGUCCUCGUGUCCUCCAGUCCCUCUUCGUGUUCCUCCGUCUCAGAGUGAGCUGCUGUCCCGUCUCCCUCCUCUCCCCCCAACCCCAUUCCCUUCCUCCCUCCCUCUCGAGGCCGCCUCUUACUCCAUCCCCCAGAAGCCCCUAGUACACCUGGCCCGUAUCCGAAACCCUGCCCCCUGUCUGGUCAUCCACUGGAGGGUCAUUGAGGAAGACCCCGCAGCGCCCGACAUGGACAGUUACAGUAUCUACAUCGCUCAGGAGAGUCAUAGCAGCAGCGUCUCCCCGUCCUGGAGGAAUGUGGGUGUGGUCAAGGCCCUGGCCCUGCCCAUGGCUGUCACGGUAACCAAGUACCAAUCGGGUACCACCUACGUGAUCGUGGUGGGCAAGGACCGGUACGGUCGCUACGGACCGUACAGCGACAUACAGACUGUCCUCCUGGCGUAGAGAUGUGGCUGGGAGGUGAAAGGUUACUGAGAUCUAGUGACCUGCUAGACUCUGGUAUUCUCUGUGCUGCCAUCUAAAGAGGAACAGAUGUAUUUUCAACAGCAUUACACCGAUCCAAUGAGGGAUGCUCAGCGACGCGUCCCAACGAAUUCCACGGAGGAGGGGGGCCGAGCGUCUGUGGGGGAGGGUGGG
This is a messenger RNA of Salmo salar (Atlantic salmon), 1952 nucleotides long. NCBI's taxonomy places the organism in Eukaryota, Metazoa, Chordata, Actinopteri, Salmoniformes, Salmonidae. The record is from RefSeq and is a predicted model, not a curated record.